ACUACCACCGCGUAACCUCAACGUCUCUACACACAUCACCGCAACACCAAUCUAUUCACAAUGGGAGAGUUCAAAUCCAAGGCAUUGUUCGAGCAGAUCAAGGGCGGUCUCUCUGAGAUGAGCGAGAAGGAGAAGAAGGACAUCAUGAAGAAGACCAACGGUGUCUUCGAGAUGCACAUCAAGCAGGGCGGCGAGGAGCUUGUCUACACCAUUGACCUCAAGAAGGGCGGCGAGGCCUACGAGGGCAAGUCAAAGGGCAAGGCCGAUGUCACCAUCAACACGUCGGACGAGACCUUCAUGCAGAUGGCCGACGGUCAGCUCAACGGCCAGAAGGCCUUCAUGAGCGGCAAGCUCAAGGUCAAGGGUAACAUCAUGCUCGCUACCAAGCUCGACGGUGUGCUCAAGGCCCAGAAGGCUAAGCUCUAAGCGCUGGAAAGGAACGAUUGUCUCUUCCUGUGCUUGGAACGCUCCAUCUGAUUGAUAUGAUACACCUUGACACGAGAUGCCAUCGUCGAACAGCUGAGCAGUGUGGAUGGAGCUAUGAGAGCUGUCAGAAACGUAGAGGAGACGAUCAGGCGGCGAGCCCGAUUGGUGGGCAAUGGGCACGAAUAGGACGCGAUGAGUGGCUUUGCUACGACGUCAGAGAGCUUCCGCAGAAGAGCAACCACAGUCAACGACCAACUGCAAAGGCAGCGAUAUCUGCCGCCAAGUGAGAAAGCGCAAACACGCACGCCGAGGCUGGGUUGCUUGCCGUGCAACGGAGCGAUGGAGAGAAGGCCCGCACUGAGAUCCGCAUGCUAGCCUAUGAGCCUGCCUGCUCAACCUUCCACUGAGCCAGUCAUCCUGUCAUGCCAUCCCGUUAUCUUG
This is a messenger RNA of Jaminaea rosea, 867 nucleotides long. RefSeq names its product sterol-binding-like protein. Lineage: Eukaryota; Fungi; Basidiomycota; Exobasidiomycetes; Microstromatales. The transcript is spliced from 3 exons. Gene Ontology annotation, cellular component: cytosol. The record is from RefSeq and is a predicted model, not a curated record. The coding region runs from base 61 to 426 and encodes 121 amino acids.